Messenger RNA from Sparassis crispa, 1539 nucleotides. RefSeq names its product Carboxypeptidase Y homolog A. Gene Ontology annotation, biological process: proteolysis. NCBI's taxonomy places the organism in Eukaryota, Fungi, Basidiomycota, Agaricomycetes, Polyporales, Sparassidaceae. Bases 1 to 1539 code for a protein of 512 amino acids. The record is from RefSeq and is a predicted model, not a curated record. Gene Ontology annotation, molecular function: serine-type carboxypeptidase activity. Gene Ontology annotation, cellular component: fungal-type vacuole. The transcript has 13 exons.
AUGUUUACUCUCUUCAAGACUGUCCUGGGCCUGUUGAUCUGCGCCACAGUCGUGCAUGGUAAUGUGCAGCAUCCGUUCCGCGCACGACUGAACACGGUGCAGCCUCCUCCAAGGAUUCACCCCAGCAACCAGCUGAGAACCCCUCUCGCGGCCGAGUCUUACGAUACAGGCUCAUUCUCCGCUGUGGGGGAUCCUACCCUGCUGUCCGUCUCACACUUCACUACUCUGAGCCAUCCGGCGUUUCCGAAUCACAGCGUGCGCAUCAAGAAGGCCAAUAUAUGCGAUGGAGACGAAGCCUACACUGGAUACUUCGAUAUCGAGGCACGACACCUGUUCUUCUUUUUCUUUGAAAGCAAGAACGAUCCCGACAAUGAUGAUGUCAUAUUUUGGACGAGCGGCGGUCCGGGCUGUGCUGGCUCCCUCGGGCUAUUCAUGGAUUUUGGUCCAUGCAAGAUCACCAAUCCCAAUGGCACGGUCCAUAACCCUUACUCAUGGACGGAGAAGGCAAGUGUAUUCUUCGUCGACCAGCCCAUCGGUGUCGGGUUCUCGUAUGCCGAUUACGGUGAAACGGUGAGCACGACCGAAGAGGCUGCCAAGGAUAUUGCGGCGUUCGUAGCUAUAUUUUUUGAGCAUUUCACCAAGUUCAAAGGGAAUGCUUUCCAUAUGGCUUCAUCGUCGUACGGCGGCCGCUACAUACCCGUAUUCGCGUCCGAGGUAUACGACCAAAAUGCGAAACUCGUCGAAGCUGGCAUGACCCCAAUCAAUUUGACCUCUAUAAUGAUAGGAAAUGGUUGCACCGAUGUGACAACCAUGUUACCUUCUUACUACGACAUGCAAUGCACGGGUGUUACGGCGCCGCCCAAAAUUGGGAUCAGCUCGUGUGUCCGGCAGAAAUUGGCGCUUCCCCGGUGCGAGAGGUGGUUGAAGGAGUCCUGUAGGGAUUCAUAUGACGCGAUGAACUGUCGUGCAGCAGUUGACUUCUGCGGGGCCGAGAUAGAGGAGCCUUUCAAUUCUGCUCGCUAUAACCCGUAUGAUAUCCUCAAGCCUUGUGACGGAGACAUUGAAGAGACAUUGUGCUAUCCAGUCACAAACGCUAUUGAAGCCUACCUUAACAGACCAGAUAUUCGGACAAUCUUAGGUGUAGAUCCUGCAAUCUCUGGCAAUGUCAGCGCCUGCAGCAACCGCGUAAACGAUGACUUCAAUUCAGCCGGAGACUAUCACUUCCCGACGCAGUACUACCUCGCCGCGCUGCUCGAACGCGGUAUACGUACUCUGCUCUACGUCGGCACAAGAGACUGGAUUUGCAACUGGGUGGGCAACGAGCGCAUGACAGUUGCGAUGGAGUGGACCGGACAGGAGGCAUAUACGGCUGCAGAGAAGAGGAAGUGGUAUGUCGACUCCGAGGUUGCUGGCUUGGUGAAAAGCGUCGGACCGUUCACCUUUGCCACUGUCCAUAAUGCGGGACACAUGGUCCCGUAUGAUGUUCCGAAGGAGUCGCUGGCAAUGAUCAAUCGUUGGUUGGCCGGGGAGGAGCUGUAG